Molecule: messenger RNA, 267 nt
Organism: Naumovozyma castellii
Lineage: Eukaryota; Fungi; Ascomycota; Saccharomycetes; Saccharomycetales; Saccharomycetaceae
Exons: 1
Coding region: 1-267 (88 amino acids)
Source: RefSeq, a predicted model, not a curated record
AUGACAGAGAACAAUAAUAAUAAUAAUAAUAGAACUGAGGAAGAGAAACCUACGGUAUGUCUAAGAGGAGGUGGUAAAGUCAAAGUUGUGCCAUUAGAACAAUUAAGAAGACCUCAUGCCGUAAGUUUUAGUCCGAACUUUAUGGGAAACAGUGGAUGGACCAAUAAUUCUGGUGGAUUGGUAUUAAAUGAUGGGCAUCGACCCUCUGUUGAAGUUAACAAAAAGCCAAGAGAGGAAGAAGAAAAAGAAGAAGAAAAGAAGUCAUAA